Molecule: messenger RNA, 3524 nt
Organism: Fundulus heteroclitus (mummichog)
Lineage: Eukaryota; Metazoa; Chordata; Actinopteri; Cyprinodontiformes; Fundulidae
Product: neprilysin
Exons: 23
Coding region: 271-2499 (742 amino acids)
Biological process (GO): amyloid-beta clearance; protein processing
Cellular component (GO): plasma membrane
Molecular function (GO): metalloendopeptidase activity
Source: RefSeq, a predicted model, not a curated record
UUUGUGUGCAGGAGUCCAUGCGUUUCUGUUAAAGGAUUAAGGAUUAAUUGCCUUCAGACCUUCACAGACAGACUUAACUCUUUGUUACAUGAACUUUGUAAAGUUCUCUCCUGGCUCCUGAGAGGAAAACAAUACUUGACUGUAAGGAGCAGAGAAAAAGUCUGGCUUUUUGUCCAGUGUGUUUCUUUUUUUCCGGCUGUUUCUUGAUCUGGAGUGCACAGCCGCAAGGGUGAGUCAAUACUGCUGGCUGGCGAAAGAGGAGAUCUGAGAAUGACAGAGACCAACACCCCGAAAUCGGCAAAGAAGCCCCGCUGGACCUCUCUGGAAAUUGGCCUCAUUACUAUUGUCUCUUUGCUGUUCAUUGUCAUUGUUGCCCUCAUCAUCCUCUUUGCUACCCAGAAGACUGAUGAAAUCUGCACCACAGCCGACUGCACGCAGUCAGCGUCCCGCCUCAUUGACAACAUGGAUGCUACCGUGGACCCUUGUGACAACUUCUAUCAAUAUGCUUGUGGAGGAUGGCUGAAAAAGAACAUUAUCCCAGAGACCAGCUCUAGAUACAGCACAUUCGACAUCUUACGAGACGACCUGGAGGUCAUCCUCAAAGGUGUCCUUGAAAAGACGGUGGAGGGGGAGGCUGCUGCUCUCACCAAGGCUAAGACACUUUACAAGUCCUGCACAAAUGAGAGUUUAAUUGAGCUGAGAGGAGGAACUCCUUUGCUUGACAUGCUGUCAGAUGUCUUUGAGUGGCCCAUGGCUGUCGACAACUGGGAGAAUGACUAUGGGAAAGCCUGGAGGUUAGAGGAUGUCAUUGCCAGGUUAAAUGAGAAAUAUGGAACUCAACUCUUGGUUAACUUUUUCGUUGGCACCGAUGACAGAGACUCUACUUCAUAUAUCAUCCAUUUUGACCAGCAAACCAGCCUUGGCCUCUUAUCCCGAGAUUACUAUGCCUGUGAUGGUCCCUAUGCAGAGGCAUGUCGAGCUUAUGAGCAGUUCAUGACUGACCUGGCUAAGCUGAUCCGCUCUGACCGGGGACUGAGAAUCAACGAAACCCAAAUAAGAGAAGAGGUGACCCGAGUUAUAGACUUGGAGAGAGAUAUCGCCAAUGCUACUGAUACACCAGAGGAUCGGAACAACCCAGUGUUGCUUUACAACAAAAUGGAAUUGGGGGAGCUAAACAGCAACUUCACACUUGAAAUUGACUCACAGGCGUUCAACUGGAGUUACUUCACAGCUAAGAUAAUGGACACAGUCAAUAUCAGCAUUCCUGAGUCAGAGAAAAUUAUCAACUACUCCCCAAACUACUACAGAAGACUCAACUUUGUAUUAGCCAAAUACACAAAGAGGGAUCUGCAGAACUACGUGGUUUGGCGGUUUGCUAUGAACAUGGUAGUGGGGUUGAGCCGAGCUUACAGAGACACCAGGAAAGCUUUCCGCAAGGCUCUGUCUGGUACGACGUCAGAGGUGGCUGUGUGGCGACAAUGUGCACUGUAUGUCAACAACAACAUGGACAACUCUGUGGGACGGCUCUAUGUGCAGGAGGCUUUCUCUGAAAAGAGCAAAGAGCUUAUGGAGGAGAUGAUUAAAGAUAUUCGGGAAGUUUUUAUCAGUAACCUCGAUGACCUCACCUGGAUGGAUACAGAGACCAAAAAAGCAGCUGAAGAGAAGGCCCGAGCUAUUCGUGAACGCAUUGGGUAUUCUGAAAACAUCAUGGAUGACGAAUAUCUAAACAAUGAGUACAAAGAUCUGAGCUACAGUGCAGAGGAGUACUUUGAAAACAUCCUGCAGAAUCUGGAGUAUGUGCAGAAGAAACGCCUGCGGAAACUGCGAGUCAAAGUCAACAAGGAGGAGUGGGUAACUGGAGCUGCUGUUGUCAACGCCUUCUACUCAUCUAGCAAAAACCAAAUAGUGUUCCCUGCAGGUAUCCUUCAGCCUCCUUUCUUCAGCAAAGGCCAAGCUAAAUCUCUAAACUACGGUGGCAUUGGCAUGGUAAUCGGUCACGAGAUUACGCAUGGCUUUGAUGACAACGGCCGUAACUAUGACAAGGAUGGCGACCUAAAGGACUGGUGGACACCUGACUCCACUCACAGAUUCCUGGAGCUUUCAAAGUGCAUUGUUGACCAGUACAGCAACUUUUCCUGGGACCUGGCUAAUGGAUUACAUUUGAAUGGUAACAACACCCUCGGGGAGAACAUCGCUGACAAUGGAGGGAUUCGACAGGCCUACCAGGCAUACAAGAACUACGUCAAUCACCAUGGAGAGGAGCCGCCACUGCCUGGGAUUGACCUCUCGCAUGAUCAGCUCUUCUUCCUUAAUUUUGCUCAGGUGUGGUGUGGAACACAUCGACCAGAGCAAGCGGUUAAUUCCAUUAAAGUAGAUGUACACAGUCCAGGGAAAUUCAGAGUACUGGGCUCCCUUCAGAAUUUCCCAGAGUUUGCCAAAGCGUUCAAUUGCAACAAAAGCAGCUAUAUGGUUCCUGACAACAUUUGUCGUGUAUGGUGAUCUACAGACCUCUGGGAUUUUUUUUUUUUGUUCCCUAUUCCUACUCAUAGGGUACCUGUCCCCUCUAACUGCUGGAGCACUCAUAGAGGGCUACAGGGAGGUGGAAGCUUCCCUUAGUUCUUUACCGGAUGGACCAUGGCUGAUGAAUGGACACUGCAGUAUGCACUUCCUCAAAGAUGGCAGCAUACAGUACCCUCAUGGGCAGAAGAAGCACUGUCUCUAAAACUUUAAUACUGUAGUUCAAUAAAUCAGCUCAUUUAAUCUUCUCCUCACUGGAUACAAUCACUCCUGUUUUUUUUUUUUGUUGUUGUUUUUUUUCCUUUCCCGUAUGCUGAUCUACGAGCCUGCCAGUUUUUGUUUGUGGGUGCAUAAGCGAAUGUGUUUCAGUCAAAAUGCUUUACAAAUAGUAGGCAAUAGAGUGGCGGACAGAAAAAAUGUGCUCAACCCACUCACACAUUAUUACGCCGCCUACCCACUCACAUACAUGCAACAGGGCCGAACCACUGUAUUGUAUGUGGGACUUGGCUGGAACUCUCAUAAACCUCAGCUGUUUUCAGCCUUUGUCUAGUCUGCAAGGAGUUAUGCUCUCUACAGUUUAGUCAUCAUGGACUGUUUGUUUACUUUGAUUAAAUAUAUUAUAACAACAUUUAUUUUGUCCAAUGGAAAAAAUGGUAUUUAAUCAUCAUCUCAUAUUACAAAGUUCUGAUCUGAGCAGUACCUAUGUUGAUGGUUGUUGACUGUGGUCUGCUAUUUAAUGGAAUGAAGAUUUACCAAAACUGUAUUUUAUUGCUUUUUUUCUAUGACAGGUGGUAAAUGACUAAGAUGACAAUCUACAUAUUCCAGACCUUUUCCAUAAAUUUUUCUGAGCCUUCUGUUUGUGUGAAUGUCGUCUAUUAUGCUUUGUCAAUUAUCACUGCCUGCUGUUGGCCAAGCUAAUUGGUAUGCCUUAUGAUUGUUAAACCACAAGUGUGCAUUUAUGCGAUCAAAGAAUCUGAAUAUAUAUUAAAGAAUAGUUUAACUUUUUA